Messenger RNA from Ascochyta rabiei, 897 nucleotides. RefSeq lists its product as uncharacterized. Lineage: Eukaryota; Fungi; Ascomycota; Dothideomycetes; Pleosporales; Didymellaceae. The coding region runs from base 1 to 897 and encodes 298 amino acids. The transcript is spliced from 3 exons. The record is from RefSeq and is a predicted model, not a curated record.
AUGAUCAGAAGCGAGGCCGAAGCAGCUGCAUACGUAACGCCCGUCCGCAGUCCCUGGGAUGGCGAUCUAGUGCAGCAAUUUCGCAGAUGGGGAUAUCGAGAGCUGGAAGACUAUCGAAGUGAGCUGUGCGACUUCGGACCUGAUCAGCAUAAUCUGCAGCGCGCUUUCAGCGAGCUCGGGAUCGGGAUUGCGUCGUCGGUUGAUGGCGGGCCGAAUCAUUGCUUCUAUGUCGAGCACAAGUAUGGACCUACGGUACAGCGCCCGCCGGAUGGACAGUGGCCAGAGCUAGACCAGCAGUAUUACAUGGUUGGAGAGAAGCGAUACAGAGAGACCCAAGCCUACAGUACCAUUGGCAUCAACCCAUCGGCCGGGGCAGUCUACUUCCUCAACCGGCUGAGCCCGACCCAAGCCGCGCUCGAGAACUGGGGCAACCCAGAGGUGCGCAAGGCGUGGCUGCCCGCGCUGGCCUCGAGCUCCGACCACGCGUGGGGAUUCUGGAACCGCGUCAACACUGCGAAUCUCGCGGGCAUCAGGAAGAUCUUCUCCUGCAUGAUCACAAACGAAGUCACGCUAGCGCUUAUCACAGAGGCGCUGCGGAGCUACCCGCUGAGUCCCGGGGAGGAGCGCCCAAAUGGAGUGCAGAAGUGGCCUGGCACUACGCUUCCGAUGCGAUAUGACGCCGCGCAGGCUCUCCUGGGCUCGCCCAAUGGACUGGGUGUUGGCUAUUUCCUGGCUCAGCACAAGCAUCGCCUGGGCAACAAGGCGGUUGAGAAAGUCACCGUGUUCCGCCCGGACAAAGGGAUGAUGCCAUAUCUGCUCUUUUGGGUCGAAGAUGCGCCACUGGCUACGCGAGAUAUCGCAGCGAGCAAGAGAAGGAAGACUUGGGCUCGCCUUUGA